This is a messenger RNA of Thamnophis sirtalis, 2097 nucleotides long. The record is from RefSeq and is a predicted model, not a curated record. Lineage: Eukaryota; Metazoa; Chordata; Lepidosauria; Squamata; Natricidae.
GAUGAAAAACCUGCCUGUUAUGAAGGAUCUCUUCUUGGGCUAUGGAUUGGCAAAGAUGCAAUUCCUUGUACUCCUGGAGUAACAAAAGCACGAUCUAGAACAAAAAUAAAUACUGCAAGAGAUCAUCAGUUAAAACAUGGAGAAGAGGAACUUAUGAAGUUAGCAAAGCAGUUUGAUAAAAAUCUGAUUGAUGCAGUCCAGGAACAAAACGUUUUGCUGCCAAAUUCUAUCCAUGUUUCAUCAACAGCAAAACCAUCAACUGACCAUCAUAUCCAGGUGCAGAGAGAAGAUGGUUGGCAAUUGCUGAAUGAACAUCCUGCAGUUAACUCUACUUUGUCCCAUGGAAGUCUUAAGGAUAAUGCUGGGACAGCGAAGAGUCCCAAGAGCAGUAGCCAGAAAUCCAUUGAUCUAGAUGCUGAAGGGGCACUAAAUGAGCUUUUUGAUUGUUCUACCCAAAAGUGUAGUGGCCGUUUGAGCCAAGGUAUAUUAAACAGUUCCUUGAUCACUGUUGUGCAGGAUAAGGGUACUUUGCUGGAGGCAGAGCAGCCUUCGGUUGAACCUCAAGGGCAAAGUGCCAUGCAUCUUAAACAGCAUUCAGAAUUCCUUCUAACUCAAAAAGCUAGGACAACUUCUGCACAAACAUUUUCAGAGCUUUCUAAUAAAAAUCGUGCCAAUACUUUCAGUGAUGACAACUAUGACUGGGAUGCUGAUUUGUUAACUGAUGAUUCACUUCUCAUGCAAAUUACUCAGGAGCCCAAAUUGAUGAAGAGUGCAGAAGAUGUUAUUAUUUCUGAGGAAAAGGGGGAAUCAAAAAAAUGGACUGUAAAUUCCAACAAGCCGCCUAUCGCCCAGGCCGGAGUUUAUAAUUCUUCCAAUACCAUACCAGUAUCAUGUGUUACCAUGUCAAACCAAAAAUUUCGGACAGAAAAAGUCAAGAUUAUUCCUUUUCAUGAAGAUAGCUUAUUAAAAACCAACAAGGUGGAUUCAUUUUCUAAAACUAGGCAAAACAACACUCUGGUCUAUAAUUGUACUUCAGUGAAAUCUGAACAUAGGAAUGUGCCUCAUGGCCCUUCCCAUCUUAAAAGUGCUACAAAUAUUAUUUCCGAAAAAAGAUCUUCAAUUUCAGAUUCCGAUCUUCCUAAAUUAUCAACUGGGAAAUUCAAAAGCCAGGUGCAUGGCACAAGCUACAAUGCCUCAGUUGUUUCUGCCAAUAAAAACCAUCAUGAUCGAAAGAUAGCAGCCAACCAGGGAAUCUCUGAUUGUCCACAACAGACAUCUGUGGCAAAGAAAAGCAUGUUUUCAUUUGAUGAUUGGGGCGAUCCCAAGUUUUCAGAUGAAGUUCUAGAAUUGUUUUGUGAAUCUAAUACCUCUUGGGGCACCCACUGUGACGAUGAUGAUGAUGACUUGCUUUAUCAAGUUUGUGAUGAUGUAGAAAGGAAAACACAGAGUCAAAUGGGUAUGAAGGAAACUGGAAAAAUGAAAUCAAUGGCAAAGAGUACUUCCAAUUUGGCACUGAGCCUUUGUCAGCCAGGGACCAGUCAAGGGCUUUCCAUUUGCCAGCAGACUGAGAAGAAUUGUACAGGCAGGAAGACCUUUUCAUUGGAUCUGCCCAUUGUAAUAAGGAAGAAUGAAAAUUCUGCAAAUAGGUCUACAGUGUUUGAAGGAAGCUUUGCAUCUGGAAUUGGCAUAGCUACUAUGCCCAGUGUACAGAUAAACAAUAAUAGACAAUGGCAGAAUGGCCAUGAUGUGGGCAAAAUAAAAACGAAUGGCAAUCCGUUAUCUUCUGAAAAAUCCAAAUAUAUGUUCAAAAAGACCAGUAGUAUUCAAGCCCUUGUUUUGGACCAUAAAAAUGUGAAUGUAGGCAGUCUUUCUGGAACUAACAAGGGACUAUGGGAAAGCAAGAAUGCGCCAAAUAUUCCAUUUCAGAAAGUCAUGAAUGGCAAGCCAGUUGUUAAGAGCAUUGAUUUUGCACCAUCUGAGAAAGAAUAUAAAAGUACGAGGUGUUCUCAAGAAGAAAUUGCACGAAAAAAGCAAGAAGCUCUUGAGCGAAGAAAGUGUAAAAUGGAAACUUUGUUCAAAAAUGCUGCACCUACCUAA